This is a messenger RNA of Andrographis paniculata, 951 nucleotides long. RefSeq names its product CASP-like protein 2D1. The transcript has 3 exons. NCBI's taxonomy places the organism in Eukaryota, Viridiplantae, Streptophyta, Magnoliopsida, Lamiales, Acanthaceae. The record is from RefSeq and is a predicted model, not a curated record. Bases 282 to 815 code for a protein of 177 amino acids.
CACCAACCAAUCCUCAUGCUUCCAUAAUUGCAUUCCCGAAAAAGCCAUCUCCGCUCCACUCCAUUGCUCUCCUAUGCUUGCUCGCUUGCUUGCUUAUCCACUCUCCCCACCCACUUUAAUGGCGACCAACGCUUUUCUGCCUUAAUCCGCCGCCCCCUUUUCGAGCCCCUGAAGCUUUUUUUUCAUCCACCCGAACUUCAAUUCCACCAAACUUCCUCAAUCAAUCUAUAAAUACUCACUUGUUUUCUCUUUUAACUUUAUACGCCUGAUUUGUGAACUCUAUGGGGUUUCUUCGCGGCGAUGUGUCCGGACUCAAACAAUUGGAUUUAUUUCUGAGAUUGUUUGUUGUUCCCUUCGUCGUUGCGACCAUUUGGAUCGGCGUCGAGGCGCGCCAAAAUAACAGUGAUUAUGGCGAGCUGGGGAUGGACAAUCUCACAGGGAUCAAGUACAUGGUGUGUGUUAGUGCUGUAUCUGGCGGAUAUGCCCUGUUUGGUGCUGUGUGUUUAUGCCUAAGAUGGUUGCUCACUAAAGCUUGGCUUUUCUUUGUUGCUGAUCAGAUAUUGGCGUACUUAAUGGUGACCUCAGUGGCGGCACAGGGGGAGUUUCUCUACCUGGCCUACAAUGGUGAUCGGGAAGUCUCCUGGAGUGAGGCCUGCGGCUCAUACAGCAAGUUGUGCACCCGAUUGAGAAUGGCUUUGGGCGUGCACGUCGUUGCCGCCGCUUGUUUCUUGGCAUUGGCUGUAAUAUCAGGUUACAGGCUCUUUAGGAGGUUUGAGCCUCCUUAUGUCCCUUCUACUACUUCUACUGGACAAUAAAGGACUUAAGAAAAAUUUCUAACCCUUCUUUUGGUCUCUUCCCUGCUUGCUUUCAGUUGGGAUUUUAAUGUAUGGUAGCAUUAUUAUCGAAAUUACAUAUUGAUUUAAAUAAAAUCUUUUUAGGCUUUUGUUUGUU